Messenger RNA from Metopolophium dirhodum (rose-grain aphid), 4677 nucleotides. RefSeq names its product endoplasmic reticulum mannosyl-oligosaccharide 1,2-alpha-mannosidase (gene alpha-Man-Ib). The coding region runs from base 462 to 2228 and encodes 588 amino acids. The transcript has 8 exons. Lineage: Eukaryota; Metazoa; Arthropoda; Insecta; Hemiptera; Aphididae. The record is from RefSeq and is a predicted model, not a curated record. Gene Ontology annotation, molecular function: mannosyl-oligosaccharide 1,2-alpha-mannosidase activity; calcium ion binding. Gene Ontology annotation, cellular component: membrane; endoplasmic reticulum. Gene Ontology annotation, biological process: N-glycan processing; carbohydrate metabolic process.
UUGGAACAAUAUUCAACACAAGCACAGCACAGCCGCACACAGAUCAAAUUUCAAAACGUUGAACGUUCAUAAUAUACUACGAAACCAACGAUAUCUGUUUAAUUAGUGAAAUCAAAUGUGUUAUUAUAGGUCCUAGGUAGUUAAUUAACUGUGCCACUGUGGUUUGUACACACUGCGCCUUAUUUACUCUGUACAAACGAAUAACGACUGUUUUGUACUUUUGUGUCACUUUAAUAGUUUAAUAUUAUUAUUAUUAUUAUUGUUGUUGUUGUACACUGCCACAUCUUUUUCGUAUCGUUUUUUUUUUUGUUAAUAGAUUUACCUAUUUAUUUUUUUUAAAACUUUUCACAAUUAUUUGUACAUCCAUUGGUACUUUAAACGUUCCUACGAGCAUAUAGUUUCUAUUCAACUUACUUAAUAUAUGUUUUCAACUACAGACCAAACACUAAUAUCUACUGAACAUGAUAAAAGACCAUGUGUCGCUGAAUUUCGACACUGUUUUGUUGACAGGGCCAAUACAGAAGUACAGUUGCAAAAGCUUCUAUCGAAGGUGUUGGAGACAAUUAUCAAAGUUACAGAAAUUAAUUUUUUACCUGUUGACUAGCGUAAUAUUAAUUUCGCUACUACUGUGGUUCAUUGGGACUAGUAGAAAUCUUGAAGAAUUAUCUGAAACCAAUUCUCUUAAGUUACCACAACCAACUAUUUGGCCCCAGGAUAAUAUUAAAUUGAAUUUACCAAAUGAUGUAGAUGCUAUGAAGUUGAAUGAAAUUGAUGAUGUUGAACCUUCAGAUCAAAAAGAACAAAUAGCCGCACCAGCAUCUAAUGUUGUUGCAAAUCCUGGUGAGGGUGUUCAGUUUAUGCCAGCAACGGGUCAUAGACAAACCGCAGUUCUAAAUGCAUUUAAACAUGCAUGGAAGGGAUAUUGCAGUUAUGCCUGGGGACAUGAUCACGUAAAACCCAUAAGUAGGAAGUACCAAGAUUGGUUUAAUCUAGGAUUAACCAUUGUUGAUUCAUUAGACACACUAUGGAUAAUGAAUUUAAAAAAAGAAUUUGAUGAAGCUCGAGAAUGGGUUAGUACCAGUUUUAACCUUGAUCGUUAUAAAGAUGUCAACCUUUUUGAAACUACAAUUAGAGUGUUGGGUGGAUUUUUAAGUGCUUAUCAUUUGUCGGGAGAUUCAUUAUUUCUCGAUAAAGCUUUAGACAUUGGUUCACGACUUAUGCCAUGUUUUACAAAAUCUCCAUCACCAAUACCAUAUUCUGAUGUAAAUCUUAUCUCUCACAUGGCUCAUUCACCCAAAUGGAGCCCAGAUUCAAGCACAGCCGAGGUAUCUACCAUACAAUUAGAAUUUAGAGAUUUAUCAAGGUCUACUGGUACACAACAUUUUGAAACGGUUUCAUUCAAAGUGUCUGAACAUAUUCACACAUUAGAAAAACCUAAUGGACUUGUGCCUAUCUAUAUAAAUCCAAACACAGGAAAAUUUCAUAGAGGGUCUGAGAUUAAAAUUGGAGCUAGAGGUGAUAGUUAUUAUGAAUAUCUUUUGAAACAAUGGAUUCAAACUGGAAAAUCAAUUGAUUUUUUGAAGGAUGAUUAUUUGGAAGCUAUUGAUGGUAUAAUCACACAAUUAGUGCGGACAUCACCCAAAAGAAAUUUAACAUAUAUAGGUGAACUGAAGGCUGGGUCACGCAACUUUCAUCCAAAGAUGGAUCAUUUGGUAUGCUACUUACCAGGCACAUUAGCACUUGGUGUUCAUUAUGGUAUGCCUUCUAGUCAUAUGAGAUUGGCUGAAAAACUGAUGGAAACAUGCUAUCGUAUGUAUGCCGAUCAACCAACAUUUUUAUCCCCAGAAAUUGUAUAUUUUGGUACUAAAGUGGAUGUUAAUCAAGAUAUGUAUGUUAAUAUAAAUGAUGCACACAGUCUAUUACGACCAGAAUUUGUUGAAAGUCUUUGGUACAUGUAUCAAAUAUCAGGCAAUACUACAUAUCAGGAUUGGGGUUGGCUAAUAUUUCAAGCAUUUGAACGACAUACUAAAGUAGCUGGAGGUUUUACAUCCAUUGGCAAUGUGUUAGACCCAGAAGAUACACGUCCGCAGGACAUGACUGAGUCAUUCUUUUUUGCAGAAACCCUUAAGUAUUUAUAUUUAUUAAUGUCUGAUGAUCGACACAUGUUAUCCAUUGAUAAAUAUGUGGUUAACAGCGAAGGGCAUCCAUUGCCAAUUAAUAACCGGUGAUAAAUAAUAGUUUUGGUUACUUAUAGGUUUGCUGUUGAGUUAAUGUAUGAAAUUUUAUUUGUCUUUAUUGGCUGUGAAUUUUUGUUUUUUCGGUUUUGUAUACUCGUCCACAAUUACCACAAAAUAUUUAAACAUACUUUUAAUACUGACUAAAUUUUUUUUAAAUCUAAAUAAUAAAAUAUUAAAUUAUAAAAUUUUUAUUUAUUUUUGGUUACUACUUAGCAAUUUUAAAUUUAUCAAUGUUUUUAUGUUUUUAUUUUUAUUUUAUAACAAAAUUUAGUAAAAGCAAUAUUUAACACUCAGAAUCUAAAAUAAUGAUUGUAAAUUAAAAUAUAACCAUGUCAUUGUUAAAUGUCUAUAAUUGUAUCGGAAAAGUAUUAAAUGUAUUUAAUUAUAUUUACUUAAUGUACAAAAGUGAUUAAAUUAUUUAUAAUUUCAAUUUUUUAAAUGUUUUUUAAUUUAUACAUUUUUAACUAUAAAAUUGUUAACAAUUACACUAUUUAAUAUGUAUACUAAUAUUUAGAUAAAUUCUAAGAGAGCAAAGAACUUAUAACUCUAUAACUUAUAAUGAAGAAUCUCUAAAAAGUUUCCUAAAAUAAUGACUUUAUCUAUUCUAUUAUCUUAUUAGAUUAAAAUAUGUUUCUAAAAAUGUUUUAAUAUAAUUGAAGGUACUUAUUUGUUAUUACUUCACCACCUCACCGUAAUCUAUUUAUUUCCCUGCCUUUCUUGUUUGUUAUCGUUUUGCCUCUUUGUUUCUGAUCGAUCAGAAAAAACAUUGUUACCAAUCAUACAAAAAUAUAGAAGACUAAGAUCUAUAAUUUUAUCAGAUUGUUGGAAAGCUUACAGCUAUUUACAACAACCUUCAUUAUAACAACAAAAUUAACCACACUAAUAAUUUUAUCGAUCCAAACAAACACAUUCAAAACAUCGAGAGGUUGUAGGAUUCUGCUAAAAUAGUACAAUAAAAAUUCAUGAAAUCUUUCUUGAUUUUUACUUGGCGGAAUUCAUGCAAAGAAUAUGAUUUAAGAGGACAUAGUAUCCGCAUGUGUUGUGUCUGUAUUACACAAGUCAGACAUAGACAAUUUCCGUUCGCCAGUUAAAAUAGUGUAUUGUUAAUUUUGAUAUUAUAUAGACUUAUUAUCAAACUUCUAGGUAAGAAAAUUGUCCGUGUUCUCUCAUUGGUUUUUACUUUUUUAUGAUAUUUUAAUUUUUAAGUGAGUUAUUAGUAGGUAUGUAAAAUAUUAAUAUUUGAAAAUGCUCAUAAUGUGAGUAUCCUCACAGCUCAUAGCUGUGACAAAACAAUAACAAACAAGAGUGGCGGGGCAAUACAUUUAUUAUGGCGUGGUGGGGGGUCAAUAACAAAAAUGUACCAAGUUAAAUAAAAAACAACAUAAAAUGGUAAUUGUAGCGAUUCAAAUUAAUUAAAUACCUACAAUUUGUUUAAAUUUUGAAAAUACUAAAUUUUUUAGAAUUUUAAGUAGAAAAAUACAUGCAAAACAAUAUUUAAUUAAGUUUCACUCAAUACUAUUUAUUUUUCUGAAUUAAAUGGUUUUUAUUUUUGCCCUAUUCCCUAUUUCAUCAUAUUUUAACAUAAUAUGUUUUGUUAGUUAUUUGUUUUAUAUGUACCACAGUCUAUAGCCAAGGUUCAAUUACAAUUACUUGAAUCUUGUGUGGGACAAAAUAUAUAAUUUUGAUGUAUUUUUCUAGUUAUAAACUUCAAUUAUAACUUAUAAUCACUUCAAGGAGAAAAAAAAAUUGAAUUUAUGAUGGUUUUUGGGUUAUUGAGGUUUAAGUAAUCACGGCUAGACUGUACUAUACAUUUUUAAAUUAAAAUAAAAACCUAUUAUAAUUUAAAGUUCUAAAAUGUAUAUGCUUAAAUAAAAUUUUGAACGCACAAUUGUUAGUACACUUGUACCUAUAAUUAAUUUUAUGUUUGUUAUUGUAUUUUAUAUAGUAAUUAGAAAUACAUAGAUAACUAUGUGAUAUGAAUUUUUUUUUUUUUUGUAAAAAUAAAGAUAAUUUGUUUAAUAAAUGGAUGUAUAAUUUAAAUUACGAACAAAUAAUUUUGUUAAAACAUACAAGUGUUUUGUUGUUUGAACAGCUUACAUCAUGGAUCUGUACACCAUGUUAGUGUAGGUAGUCUAUACCAGCGAUUCCCAAAGUGUGUUCCGCGGAAUCUAAGGAGUGGAACCUUGAGGUUCCAAAGGGUGCCUGGUCAUAAAAGUUUGGGAACUUCUGGUUUAUACUCUAUGGUUUAUAUAGCUUAUUAUUUUUUCUACGCUAAGUCAACAAAUUAACAUACAUUUUGUAAAUAUAAACUGUUGUGUUUAAAUAAAAAUAAUGUAAUAAUAUUAUUAAAUUUUUAAUUUUAAAACAAUCUACGUUGAUAAAUUAUUGAUUUAUGAUGAUUUAAUAUUAUUGAUAAAGCAAUUAAAUACCUUUUUUAAGA